AUGGCACGAGCAGGACCCGUGCACCCGGAGAAUGAGAACCGCUCUGAGCCCAGAGACAUACCGUCAAAUACAAGAACCAGUUGGCAUUUCUCUCUGCCUCCCUACUUGUGUAAUAUAAUAUGUCAAGCCAGCGGACCGUGUCCUCCUUCUCCGAAACUUGUCCCUUCUCUACUGAACGCGCAACAUAGCUGUCCUUGUCGUUGCACAGACGGGAAUGUCAACACGGCAAGAUGGUCCGCAUAGCGAGCGUCCUGGGUUUGAUGAUGUUCAGUGUCGCUCUGCUCAUACUCUCAUUGAUCAGCUACGUGUCAAUAAAGAAAGAUUUUCUCUUCAUGACCCCCAAAUAUGCAAAUUCAGGGGGGCCUCGGAUGUAUAUGUUCCAUGCGGGAUUUCGGUAAGUAAUGUAAGAUAUCGCAAUCGAAGCGUGUAGGCUGCUACUAAAUGUGGAUAGCACUGAACUGUGCAUGAUUUGACAGCUGCAUUCUUGUAGCAUAUACAUGUAUAACUGGCUUUAUUAUCAUACAGCCUGUAAUGGUACGUUUUUAUUUCGAGAAUAGCAGUUGGGGGAGACUGAUUCUCAAACCAAAGGUUUCAUAUUAGGGAGGUUUAUGUCGUAGGUAGUAGACUACACCACAAACCAAAAGGCCUACACUGUCACAGUAGAAGUCUGACUUCUCUGUUGGUUGUCUCUCAUCAUAUUCUAAGGUUAUAUCAAUAAUCAACACAUCCACAUUUCACACGAUUAGGCUAUUGAUUUAGUGAAUUACCGGCUGUCCGUGUUUUUUUAUUCACCUGAUGUCGAAACUCAGCCGAAUGAAUGAAUGAAUAGCCUAACCUACAACAACAAUCCCGCCCACCCGUCGAAAAUAGAGCAUCAUUUAAUCCCGGGUUGGUCAGGAAGAAGAAGCACAGCGCAUGUUCUAAGUCUCGUACUGCUGUGAGGGCUUUGCCACAAGGCCCGUGUGUUAUGAUGCUCAGCUAGAGAGGUCGUGAACGUGCAGCUGACACCAUGGCCACUGGCUGCUUUUGUAUUCUCUAGCUCGAGGGAGCUGUCCUUGGUUCUGAUUUACACGUGGCGGUAGAUUCAUUUCCACCCCGUAAUCAUUCCUUCUUUUGUUGCAGGAAGCCAAGGUUAUGUGGGAGAGGGAGGGAGGGAGCCAUUUUGCAGCAAUGAGAAAUUCGCUUCAGGGGACAGAUACAGUGCAUUCGGAAAAUAUUCAGACCCCUUGACUUUUUCCACAUUUUGUUACGUUACAGCCUUAUUCUAAAAUUGAUUAAAUAAAAAAAAUCUAAGUGAAAACAGGUUUUUAGAAAUGUUUGCAAAUGUAUACAAAAAACAAAACAGAAAUACCUUAUUUACAUAAAUAUUCAGACCCUUUGCUUUGAGACUCGAAAUUGAGCUCAGGUGCAUCCUGUUUCCAUUGAUCAUCCUUGAGAUGUUUCUACAACUUGAUUGGAGUCCACCUGUAGUAAAUUCAAUUGAUUGGCCAUGAUUUGGAAAGACACACACCAGUCUAUAUAAGGUCCCACAGUUGACAGUGCAUGUCAGAGCAAAAACCAAGCCAUGAGGUCGAAGGAAUUGUCUGUAGAGCUCCGAGACAGGUUUGUGUCGAGGCAGAGAUCUGGGGAAGGGUACCAAACAAUUUCUGAAGCAUUGAAGGUCCCCAAAAACACAUUGGCCUCCAUCAUUCCUAAAUGGAAGAAGUUUGGAACCACCAAGACUUCUCCUAGAGCUGGCCGCCCGGCCAAACUGAGCAAUCGGGGGAGAAGGGCCUUGGUCAGGGAGGUGAUGGUCACUCUGACAGAGCUCCAGAGUUCCUCUGUGGAGAUGGGAGAACCUUCCAGAAGGACAACCAUCUCUGCAGCACUCCACUAAUCAGGCCUUUAUGGUAGAGUGGCCAGACGGAAGCCACUCCUCAGUAAAUGGCACAUGACAGCCCGCUUGGAGUUUGCCAAAAGUCGCCUAACAGACUCUUAGACCAUGAGAAACAAGAUUCUCUGGUCUGAUGAAACCAAGAUUGAACUCUUUGGCCUGAAUGCCAAGCGUCACGUCUGGAGGAAACCUGACACCAUCCCUAUGGUGAAGCAUGGUGGUGGCAGCAUCAUGCUGUGGGGAUGUUUUUCAGCGCAGUGGACUGGGAGACAGUCAGGACGAGGGAAGAACGGGCAAAACAGAGAUCUGUGAAACUGCUCCAGAGCGCUCAGGACUUCAGACUGGGGCGAAGGUUCACCUUCCAACCAGGACAACGAACCCUAAGCACACAGCCAAGACAAUGCAGGAGGGUCUUAGGACAAGUCUCUGAAUGUCCUUGAGUGACCCAGCCAGAGCCCGGACUUGAACCUGAUCGAACAUCUCUGGAGAGACCUGAAAAUAGCUGUGCAGCAAUGCUCCCCAUCCAACCUGACAGAGCUUGAGAGGAUCUGCAGAUAAGAAUGGGAGAAACUCCACAAAAUACAGGUGUGCCAAACUUGUAGCGUCAUACCCAAGAAGACUCAAGGCUGUAAUUGCUGCCAAAGGUGCUUCAACAAAGUACUGAGUAAAGGGUCUGAAUACUUAAGUAAAUGUGCUAUUUCCAUUUUAAUUUUUUUAUCAAUUAGCAAAAUUUGAUAAAAACCUGUUUUUGCUGUGUCAUUAUGGGGUAUUGUGUGUAGAUUGAUGAGAAAAACAAACAAAUGAAUCAAUUUUAGAAUAAGGCUGGAAAAAGUCAAGGGGCCUGAAUACUUUCCGAAUGCACUGUAGCCAUUCCCCCCAGCCCAGUAUUUUGUCCUGUUUUAUUCUUGUUUUUUGAUUAUAAUUAGGCUACUGUAAAGUGAACCCUCACAGUUACUACAUGUAUAUCUGAAUCAAUUAAAUGAAGUGUGUCCCAAAUUGCAUUCUAUUCCCUACAUAGUGCACUACUUUUGACCAGAGCCCUAUAGAAAAUAGGGUGCCAUUUGGGACACGGCCCAUACUGUAUAUUUAAAAAGUAUUCCCCCCGUCAUAACAUCAUCAUAACACACCAUGUUUUAUCCCAACAGCCAUGGUCCAAUCCCUUCACAAGUACGAUACCAUCAGGACGUCAUGCAACCAAUUGACAUCAGGUGGCCUGACGGUUAAGCAAAUCGAACGUUUUUAGACUGCCAGUGUAGGCUACACAGAUGUGCGCCCCCAACUGGAACCAUAUUCCCUAUAUAGUGCACUACUUUUGACCAGAGCCCUAUGGGUCCUGAUCAAAAGUAGUGCACUAUAUUGGGAAUAGGGUGCCAUUUGUGACACACAUCCAGGCAGUGCAUGAUGCUAUCCUCCCAUAAAACUAAUAAUGGCAGUGCUUGCUAGCUAGCUAGCCUACAUGCUAAUGCUAUUGCUAGCCUUGGAGCAGACAGGCAUCAUAUCCUUUUCACACUACUGACCCAAACCAAGCCAAUGCUGGACUGGGCAGGUUCGAGUCAGCACCGUUGUGUGAAUCGGGCAAAAGUGUCCAAUUGCAUGGGUCUAAUAAUAACACUGCAAUGAAAUGGAAUGACCGCUUUAAAAAAACGGGAAAUAUAACUAUGGAAUCGGGCAGUGAAUGAGGGUUGAAAUAAAGGAGGAAGGUUACGGGAAGGUGAGAAGAGGGUGCGGGAACAGAGGAAAUUUAGGUAAAGAGGGGGUGUGGAACAAGGAGAGGAAGAGGGUGGAGGGGAGCGAUGAGGGUGAAGGAGAGGAGGGGGUUAGGGUAGGGAGGGUGAAGGAGAGGAGGGUGGAGGAGAGGAGGGUGGCGGGGAGGAGAGGAGAGUGGAGGAGAGGAGGGUGGGAGGAGAGGAGAGGUAGGAGGGAGGGUGGCGGAGGAGAGGAGAGGAGAGGAGGAUAAUAGAGGACGGUGGUGAGGGUGGAGGACAGGAGAGGAGAGUGGAGGACAGGACAGGAGAGGAUGGUGUAGGCAACAGUGACUAGGGUCUGUUUUAAAUGAUGGACUCUUUAGGCAUAGAGGAACUACGUCACCGCCUAUGUCACUACUUUAUCCGCUUGAAAAAAUUAUAAAAUAGUACCUGGGCAAGAUGGAGAUCACAGAGGUUAUUUUUAAUGAUUCCAUUUCGGGAAGUGGCUAGUUUGCAUCAACUUCCUUCACUAAAAGCACUGCAAAGGUUUUGCCUGCAAACUUUGGUUUCAAAUCGCGAUGUUCUGGCAGGUCUGCCUUGUGAUUUGUUGAAGACAGACAACUAUUUAUUUCCCUUAUCAACAAUUUUUUUCCCCUUAUCAUUAUUUUUUUUGCCCUUAUCGAAGUUACCAAAAGAGUCUGUCGUUGAAACUAGAACCUAGUCACUGUUGCCUAGGGCCGGGUUUACGAGGCUAAGGGUGGUAAGGCUGGAGGACAGGAGAGGAGGGUGGAGGACAGGAGAGGAGGGUGGAGGACAGGAGAGGAGGGUGGAGGACAGGAGAGGAGGGUGGAGGAGAGGAGAGGAGGCUGUAGGACAGGAGAGGAGGGUGGAGGAGAGGAGAGGAGGGUGGAGGAGAGGAGAGGAGGGUGGAGGAGGAGAGGAGAGGAGGGUGGAGGAGAGGAGAGGAAGGGGGAGGAGAGGAGAGGAUGAGGAGGGGGGAGGAGAGGAGAGAGAGGCGGGUGGAGGACAGGAGGUGGAGAGGAGAGGAGAGGAAGGUGGAGGAGAGGAGAGAGGGGGAGGAGAGGAGAGGUGGAGGGAGGAGAGGAGAGGAGGGGAGGAGGAGAGGAGAGGAAGGGAGGGGAGGAAGGAGAGGAGGGUGGAGGAGAGGAGAGGAGAGGAGAGGAGAGGAGAGGGGUGGAGGAGAGGAGGGGAGAGGAAGGGGAGGAGAGGAGGGUGGAGGAGAGGAGAGGAAGGGAGAGGGAAGGAGAGGAGGGUGGAGGAGAGGAGAGGAGGGGGAGGAAGGAGAGGAGGGUGGAGGAGGAGGGAGAGGAGAGGGGAGGAGGGAGAGGAGAGGAGGUGGAGGAGAGAGAGGAGGGUGGAGGAGAGGAGGGGGGAGGAGAGGAUGAGGAGGGGGAGGAGAGGAGAGGAGAGGAGGGUGGAGGACAGGAGAGGAGGGUGGAGGAGAGGAGAGGAGAGGGGAGGAAGGAGAGGAGAGGAGAGGAGAGGAGAGGAGAGGAGAGGAGAGGAGAGGAGAGGAGAGGAGAGGAGAGGAGAGGAAAGGAGGGUGGGGAGAGGAGGGUGGAGGAGAGGAGAGGAGAGGAGAGGAAGGUGGGGGACAGGAGAGGAGGGUGGAGGAGAGGAGAGGAAGGUGGAGGGCAGGAGAGGAGGGUGGAGGAGAGGAGAGGAGGGUGGAGGACAGGAGAAGAGGGUGGAGGAGAGGAAGGUGGAGGAGAGGAGGGUGGAGGAGAGGAGAGAAGGGUGGAGGAGAGGGUGUUGGACGCUGAUCAGGCCCUGCUUCUACCAGCUUUCCGCCACCCAGUAACAUCAGAACCAACUGGGCCGGCCUCCCUUCCCUCUCUAAUGGACACAACCCACUGUUUCUGUGGUUGUCUCUGUCAAAAUAGGAGGUUGGUUCUUCUUACACUAAAUAAACAAACUAUUUUUUUCUGGCUUGGAGUUGCAUUAGCAGGGGACAAUAGACUACUUACGGGUAGACACUAACGUUUUGGUCCAAGCCUUCUCUAGUGUGUAUCAAUGUGUCUGUACAACAGGUCUCAGCUGGCCAUGAAGUACCUGGACCCGGCCUUCACCCCUCUGACCAAGGCCCUGAAUGAGGGCCUGCAGGAGAACGCCUCCAAAUGGAGAUAUAACAGAACGGCAUUCACAGAACAGAGGUGACGUAGUCUAUAGGAUACAUCUGGGUGCUGUUCAGUAAGCACUAACGUUGCAAAACAUUUACAACAGAGAACUGUUGUUAUUGGACACAUUCAGGUUGUGCCCUUCCCGUUUCCAAAUGUUGUGUGCCUAAUGAACAUGACCCAGGCCAGGCAUAGUCUCUGGUGACAGCCUUAAUAGUAAAUGUUAGUAGCUGGUUCUGGUGACAGCCUUAAUAGUAAAAUGUUAGUAGCUGGUUUGGUUCUGAUUUUGGUGCCAAUAUUAUUUAGACCAGACACUAAGCUACAGACCUGGGUUCAAAUGCAUGCAUUUUCAAGUAUUUGUAUUUUAAAUACUUAUUUUCUGUGUAUUGAGUAUUUUCAAAUAAUGUGGCCGAAUCAACUAAUAGUAUUUUGGGUAUUUGAAAGUAUUUUCUAAUAAUACUAGGCUAUUUGAAACUAUUUUCCAUAUACAUUUCAAAUCCCCCUAGGACCAAACCAACUUGGGUUCAAAUACCCAUACGACCAAACAGACCUGGGUUCAAAUGCAUGGAGUAUUUAAAUAUUUGUAUUUGAAAAAACAUGCCAGUACUUUCCGAAUGUAUUUCCAAAUACAUUCUAAUAUUCAACUACCUGUAUAUAUAUAUAUUAUUUUUUUCCCAAAUACAUACUUCGAUAUGUGAAAGUAAUUGAAAUACUUAAAAUAGUAUUUGAACCCAGGUCUGCUAAUCUAUGGGGUGUAUAUUUACAAUAUAUACAAAAAGUGUGCAUCCCAAUUGGCACCCUAUUCCCUAUAUAGUGCACUACUUUUGACCAGAGCCUUCUGGGCCUUGAAUAGGAAAUAGGGUGCUAUUUGGGACGCAUCUAACAUUCCCCCCCCCCCCCUGUCUGAUCUCCCCAUCUCUUCCAGAAAAGAGAUCUCUCAGCACAUCGACAUCGCCCACAACUUCACCCUGACCCGGAGCAGCGUGCGCGUGGGUCAGCUGAUGCAUUACGACUACUCCAGCCACAAGUACGUCUUCUCCGUCGGAGAGAACUUCAAGUCCCUGCUCCCCGAGGCCUCCCCCAUCGUCAACAGGCACUACAACGUGUGCGCCGUGGUGGGCAACAGCGGCAUCCUCACAGGGAGUCGCUGCGGCCCCGAGAUCGAGAAGUUUGACUUCGUCUUCCGCUGCAACUUCGCUCCCACCGAGAUCUUCCGCCGGGACGUGGGGCGGAGGACCAACCUCACGACCUUUAACCCCAGCAUCCUGGAGAAGUACUACAACAAUCUGCUGACCAUCCAGGACAGGAACAACUUCUUCCUGAGUCUCAAGAAGCUGGACAGGGCCAUACUCUGGAUCCCUGCCUUCUUCUUCCAUACCUCGGCCACGGUGACCAGGACCCUGGUGGACUUCUUUGUGGAGCACAGAGGACAGCUGAAGGUUCAGCUAGCGUGGCCUGGCAACAUCAUGCAGUACGUCAACAGGUAACACUGGACACACCUGACUGGUUGAUUUAUUUAUUGAUUGAUUGGUUGAUAAUGUUAUUGUCCUUCAAGAGGAAGAAAAAAAAAUGUCACUGCUCACAAGUAACAUAGAAUCACAACUGGACACACCCAACAUAGCAUUGGACACACCCAAAACAGCAUAGUAUGUUAUUCUCAGAAAAAGAUUAUGAAAUCUGAGGUAUUUGAAGCCAUUUUCUUUCCAUGCAUUUCACUAUAACCUCACCACCAGUGACAUGAAAACGACUUAUAUCAUUGACCAACAAUAUGCAUAUAUUAUAAUGAAGUGGCUAGUUGUGUAGCUAGGUCUCCUCCUCUAUAGUGAUCAGGAGGGUAUUGACUUGGAUUGAGCUGUAUGAUAUGGAGAGAGGGGAAUUUAGAACGGGAAGCUCCCAGCUUAUAAGGAGAGAUCUGUCUGUGAGUGGAUCUGGAACAGAGAGAGAUCUGUCUGUGGAUGGGACUGGAACAGAGAGAGAUCUGUCUGUGAGUGGAUCUGGAACAGAGAGAGAGAUCUGUCUGUGGAUGGGACUGGAACAGAGAGAGAUCUGUCUGUGAGUGGAUCUGGAACAGAGAGAGAUCUGUCUGUGAGUGGAUCUGGAACAGAGAGAGAUCUGCCUGUGAGUGGAUCUGGAACAGAGAGAUCUGUCUGUGAAUGGAUCUGGAACAGAGAGUGAUCUGUCUGUGAGUGGAUCUGGAACAGAGAGAUCUGUCUGUGAGUGGAUCUGGAACAGAGAGAGAUCUGUCUGUGAGUGGAUCUGGAACAGAGAGAGAUCUGUCUGUGAGUGGAUCUGGAACAGAGAGAGAUCUGUCUGUGGAUGGGACUGGAACAGAGAGAGAUCUGUCUGUGAGUGGAUCUGGAACAGAGAGAUCUGUCUGUGAGUGGAUCUGGAACAGAGAGAGAUCUGUCUGUGAGUGGAUCUGGAACAGAGAGAGAUCUGUCUGUGAGUGGAUCUGGAACAGAGAGAGAUCUGUCUGUGAGUGGAUCUGGAACAGAGAGAGAUCUGUCUGUGAGUGGAUCUGGAACAGAGAGAUCUGUCUGUGAGUGGAUCUGGAACAGAGAGAGAUCUGUCAGUGAGUGGAUCUGGAACAGAGAGAGAUCUGUCUGUGAGUGGAUCUGGAACAGAGAGAGAUCUGUCUGUGGAUGGGACUGGAACAGAGAGAGAUCUGUCUGUCAGUGGAUCUGGAACAGAGAGAGAUCUGUCUGUGAGUGGAUCUGGAACAGAGAGAGAUCUGUCUGUGAGUGGAUCUGGAACAGAGAGAGAUCUGUCUGUGAGUGGAUCUGGAACAGAGAGAGAUCUGUCUGUGAGUGGAUCUGGAACAGAGAGAGAUCUGUCUGUGAGUGGAUCUGGAACAGAGAGAGAUCUGUCUGUGAGUGGAUCUGGAACAGAGAGAGAUCUGUCUGUGAGUGGAUCUGGAACAGAGAGAGAUCUGUCUGUGAGUGGAUCUGGAACAGAGAGAGAUCUGUCUGUGAGUGGAUCUGAGCUUAAUUUCAGAAGAGACUGGGGAUGUGUCCUAAACGACACCCUAUCCCCUAUAUAGUGCACUACUUUUGACCAGAGCUCUAUGGGCCCAUGUUGAAAGUAGUCUGCCAUAAUGCAAAUAAGGUGCCAUUUGGGACAGAGACUGGUUGUACUGUAAUCUCCCUCAAUCCCAUGAAAGUGACCUGCUCAGACAGAAUUACUCCAUUUAAGAAGCUCAGUCCGCCUUAAGACACCUUAAGUGUCUGUUGUGUCCAUUGUUAAGGGACCAAUUGUAUUUUCCUUCCAGUAGGGAAUGUGAUAAAGCAUCAAUGGUUUAAAUUGGUUUUCUAUUUAAUACUGGAGCAAUUACAGAUGAACACACAAUCACACGCACACACACACACACGUACACAUGUUGUCAUGGCUUCACCGAUGUUAUCGCUCCGCCCCGCUCUGUUUUCCUAACCAUCCUAUUACCAUUCCUCCUCCUUCUUCUUCUCUUCUUCUUCCUUCUUCUUCUUCUUCUUCUUCUUCUUCUUCUUCUUCUUCUUCUUCUUCUUCUUCUUCUUCUUCUUCUUCUUCUUCUUCUUCUUCUUCUUCUUCUUCUUCUUCUUCUUCUUCUUCUUCUUCCUAAAUCCAAUAUGUUGGUGUCUGUUAGAUACUGGAACACCGUACCCGAACCCAUUCUAACAGUACCCAUUCUAACAGUACCCAUUCUAACAGAACCCAUUCUAACCCUGUCUGUUCUGUUGGUCUGUGCUGUAGAUAUUGGAAGACCAAGCAGCUGUCACCGAAGCGGCUGAGCACGGGGAUCCUCAUGUACACUCUGGCCUCAUCCAUGUGUGAGGAGAUCCACCUGUACGGCUUCUGGCCCUUUGGCUGGGACCCCAACACGGGCAAGGAGCUGCCCUACCACUACUACGACAAGAAGGGUACCAAGUUCACCACCAAGUGGCAGGAGUCCCACCAGCUGCCAGCAGAGUUCAAACUACUCUAUAAGAUGCACACGGAGGGACUUAUCAAACUAACGCUCUCACAUUGUGCCUAG
Messenger RNA from Coregonus sp. 'balchen', 9705 nucleotides. Lineage: Eukaryota; Metazoa; Chordata; Actinopteri; Salmoniformes; Salmonidae. The record is from the annotation of a GenBank genome assembly.